GAUGUUGUCGCUGUACGUGUCCUUCCACCAGCCGAUUACGAGCUAGCGACAACUUACGAACGCCGGCAACUAUUAUAUUACCUGGAAGUGUACUGAGUUGGCGUGAUCUUUACUUUCUUGUGUUCUCGAGUCUUGAGAUCUUGAGAUCUUGAGUCCACACGGCGCGCUCUUUUCUCGCUCAGUCUCUCUUUUCGGCGAAGAACACAUCGCGUUGACUUGGGGAAACACAACUUUCUCUCUGUCACUGGUGCAUCGUCACCCGUAGCCAUCUCUAGUCGUUCUCACUUCGAGAAAUGACUGAUGCUGUAUUGUCGAAGCCUCGCCUGGCCCCAGAAAUUACGGAUAUCAUACUCGAUCACCUGCACGCCGACAAACCCACACUCUCGGCCUGCUCAAUUGUUUGUCAAGGAUGGCUCAAUACAGCUCGUUUUCAUCUCUUUCGAGAGAUUACAAUCUAUCGGUUCUUCAAAAACGAGGGAGAGGGAUUCAAUGCAUUCGUCACAUUUCUGCGCAACACGCCAAGCGUACGCAGCUACAUAUGCAGCUUGACCUUGACGAACAUGAGUCCUGCGCAGGACGUAUCUCUCAGCCGGGAUAAAUUCGACUACUUUGCCAUCAUUUAUCGAGGCCUUCUACUCGCUAUCUUCGAGAACAUCCCGCGGCUUCAUACUCUCAUCCUUAUCAAAACCUUUUGGGUGCAUGAUGACAGUCUUCCGUCUUCGUAUUCACCACCCAUGCAUCCGUUGUGCAACAACCUAACUUGUAUACCACCGCUUAGAAAACUUAUGAUCUCGUCAAGCUACGACAAUACCGAUGUCACCAUGCUGACGUAUUUUACCAGUCUUCAGGAACUCCAUCUCAAUGAAGUCAGCACCAUUGGCGAUCACGAACGCAACACUGCUACAUACCCGUCGCUCAAUGUCGGGACCUUUCGUGCAAUCAAUUAUAAUCACGGGCUCAGCAAAUGGAUAUCCGUAGUCAUGUUGCCUGGAGUGUGUCCUUCUUUGCGGUCCUUGACCCUCCCACUUUCUGAGAUCCCGCUUGGACCUCGUUUCCGUCAUCAUAUGACAUACUUCGAAGGAGGAUCUGGGAAAGCGCGUUUCAAUUGGCUUCAUGAUAAGGUGGCCCCUCAUCUACACGAUCUGGAGCUACUCAUGGAGAGCUCAACACUGCAGAUAGUUGGAAGCGCACUCGAGUCCUCAGGAGACUUUGUGUUUGGCACAUGUGUGAACCUUAGUUCUCUCACUUUCUCAAAGCUAUUGCUCUCCCCACCCCGCUGGGGUUAUUACAGAGGCGACACUUGGGCAUUCAUACUUCACUGCCUUCAGAACAUACCCUUAGCCAACCUCAAGAUGAUCACGGUCAAUUUCGAUGUGGGUCGUGGCAGCUCAGUACUUGAGCGGUUGCGGAUGUUGGACUGGGUUACGUUCAGACGGGUCUGGGAAGAACACGAGUUGAAAGGACGAAUCAAGUUCAAUGUGACUCCUACGAUCGACGCAAAGGAGAAGGCAGACGUUUUGGACCGCAUGCGCUGGUUCUUGGACCGACAGUUGCUCUAAUGAUCAAACUGUGACGAUAUGUUCACAGAGCGAAGUCUUUACAGAACGAGAUAGUAGCAAAAGGACAAUCGCGUGUUUCGGUUCCUGUAUGAGCAAGGAGGCAUUUGCGAGAAGAGCCUCGUUGUUUCCAUGACGUUCAACAUUGCUGCGAACACUUAUCAAACGAUCCCCAUAUACCCUGAGAGAACUCCCUAGGUGUUAAAAAAGAACAGCGACCAUGAGUCAGUUCACUUAUUGUCUUUGACAUUCUAUGAAUAAUGAUGCUUGACUUCGCUCUCCUCACACCUUGAUUAAUCUUCCGAAGUAAUAACGAACGUGGUGAUUGACUAUAGUAUAUUUGCUCUGACAAAUCCCCUCUUGCAAGAUGCACGAUCAUAUGUCCCGGACAGCAUUAUUCCAGCUACAUUCAGAACGAUAGGCCCCUCCAAAAAAAUCACUCAUCGUAACCGAGGUCUAAUUUACACAGCUUAGCAGGUGCCGAGCUCAGGCGAAGCUUGUGACCAUUUUGUGACCGGAGACCAGUCGGGCCUUUCCUGGACAUUUCUAGUCACAGUCGCGCCACGACAACGAUGACCGAUCCAUUUGGGCCAUAGAGUAAUUGCAUGCAGCAGUAGUACAGUACUGUAGUUUGUCAGAUAAUGGCAAGAGUCAGGCUACCUACGUUCA
Somion occarium is the source of this 2225-nucleotide messenger RNA. NCBI's taxonomy places the organism in Eukaryota, Fungi, Basidiomycota, Agaricomycetes, Polyporales, Cerrenaceae. The record is from the annotation of a GenBank genome assembly.